CGUUUUUCGAAAUUUUAAAGGUAAUUUUUUAUUUUAAAAACUUUCAAAUUUUCAACAAAAUAUGGUGUUUUAAAUAGAGUAUUGUUGACAUGAAAUAUUUAUAAUAACAAGUAGAGAAGGUUGUUAUGUCUUAAAGUCCUUCCUGGUGCAGAAUGGCAGAUGGUUUUAGUGCAAAUGUACAAGAAAGUUACAUCGGUGUUGGCUGCAACAGAAGUCCAUACAGCCUUGACUGGGGAUUGAACGGUUUGGUUGCAUUUGCAGCUUGUAAUUCUAUAGCUUUAUAUCUGCCUGAGGUAUGUGGUUACAGUUUAUGUAGAGGUAGAGUUUUCCAGAGGAAUUGUUCUUCAAAAACUAUUUGAAAAAUUUUGAUAACACUUUGACAUUUCAAUCGAAAGCCUGUCAUCAUCAAAAAAUUGAGAAAAUCGACAACUUGUUCCAGGUUGAUAUCAACAGGCGUGAACAAUGUUGUGCGGCCCACUAUAUGAACAGUAUUGUCAACAUGUUACAGCAUUGUUCAACUGUAACAACUUGGAACAACAUGGUUGACAACAUUGUUCACGCCUGUUGAUAUCAACUUGCAACAACCUGUGUGUUUAGCCAUGUAAUGAAGGACGUUCAUUCAAAGCAUCAACAUGUUUGCUCAAUGACGUCUAAAGGCUGAUUUAGACAACACAACUUUUGCGUAAAACUGUCGCAUACAACUUGCUUACAACUUGGGUUGUACUAGUAUGUUUUCAUAAGUGAGUUGUGAAGCAGGUUGCAUGCAACAGUUUUAGUGUUGUGUAGUGAAAUUUGGAUGAUUCCUGAGUUAAUAGUUACGUAUUUUAUGACCAUUUAAUGUCAUCCAAUUAGAUAUUAAGCUGAAAAUUGAGGUAAAAUUAUGAUGAGGCAACUUUAACAUUUCAACCUGAUUGUCAUAGGGUGAAGAAUGUGCAGGAAAGAUUAAAUGCUUGCUCAGUGCUCAUAAACAAAGAAUAAAUUGUGUCAAGUGGAUUGCCAAUAAAAACCGAGGUAUACAUCCAAACACAAACCAGUUUCUUUUCAGUGAGGUUCUGGGGCCGGUUGUAUAAAAAUUAAGCACUUUUUUAAUCACUAUUUUGUAGUUAAAUAGUGAUUAACUCUCAAAUACGCGCUUCUUAUUGGAUAACGUUUCCACUUAACUAUGAUUAACUUUAAUCAAUUUUUUAUACAACCGGCCCCAGGAAAACAGCGUACUUGGGUAUUGAGUUUUAGAUAUUAGGAAUCUAUUAAAUUGGUGCCCGAUGGAUUGAAAUUCUGUUGGCAAGCAAGUUACUUUAUACAGCGAAUUAAUAGUGUGCAAAGACUCGAAGUGCUUACAAAAUAUACACAUAUAUCGACACGGAGAAUAUAGAGUGUCUUCUGUGAUAAAUGAUAUGUUUGACGUCUGAUUCUGGGCACAUGCAUGCAUCGACCUCCAGGAGUCCUGAGGAAAUUCCCUGCGGUUUGAGUCACCACUUUCCUAGUGAUUCUUAUUACUCACUGUUCUUAAAUAUUGCAUGUAAAGGUCAAGAAAGUGAGUUAAUAUCUGGUGCAAUUGAUGGUGAGGCAAUAAUAUGGAAAUUAAUGGAAGAUAAGGUUUGUAGAAAAUGAAUAAAAUGUCUGGAUUUUUGAAAAGGAAUGCCAUGAUUCCAAUUAGAUCUUAUUUUGUUUGUCUUUUCUUCAUAAAAGUUGUUUCAAUGAACCACAUAUUUUGAUAACAGGAGAUCAAGAUAUGAUAUAUUCACAUUAAGACAAGUUUAUAUAUAAACCUUUCAACUUUGGAGUCUUGAAAUAGCAAUUGUGAUUUAAUCCAAGCAAGUUAGCCAACGCAUGUUCUAGUACUAUCAUACUGUAUGACUUGAACAGUUUUCUAAUGCUAGUGGUGUCAGCGUGAUUUACUGACUGGUCAUAGUGGUGCCAUUAUUGCUGUCUCAGGAAUAACUCUUGAUCAAGAUGGAAAUUCAAGAACAAUUGUUACCACUUCAUCUGCAGAUUCUACUGUCAGAAUAUGGAAUAGAAAUGGUGAUAAAGGUACUGCGAUUGUCACAUUGCAGUUUUUCAAUACAACUUGCUUCAUAUACUUGAUCUUAGUUGCGCAAUUUAAUUCUAGCGCAUGCAUACGGGUUAAUUUUUGCGCGUAGUUUAUUGUUGCGCGCAGUUUAUUAUUGCGCGCAGUUUAUUAUUGCGCGCAGUUUAUUGUUGUGCGCAGUUCAUUGUUGCGCGCAGUUUAUUGUUGCGCGCAGUUUAUUGUUGCGCGCAGUUUAUUAUUGCUCGCAGUUUAUUAAAUAAAUUGUGCGCAGUUUAUUGUUGCGCGCAGUUUAUUAUUGCGCGCAGUUUAUUGUUCGCAGUUUAUUAUUGCGCGCAGUUAGUUUUCACACGCAGUUUAUUCAGUUCUACGCGCACUGAGUUAAUUGUUGCGCGCAGUUUAGUUUUCGCACGCAGUUUAUUCAGUUUUGCGCGCACUGAGUUUAUUAUUGCGCACAGUUUAUUCUGAUGAAAAUGGUAUAAUUAUGAAAAACAAAACUUUAUACGUUUUCUAACAAACUUCAUUGGUUUAUUUACAAUUUUCCUUCCAUUUACAGAUGAUUUUGAGUUUGUCCAAAUGCUCAAUUUUGAUGGAGGAUUUGCUUUUUCAGUGGCCAUCUCAAACCUACCAGAAACGAAAGGUUCAAAGAAAUUCAUAGUUUUACUUUUGCGUUUGAUUAGUAAACCAUUGGAACCUAAAAACACUGUAACAAUAAACUUUUCUCUGCGUCAUUGUUUUUGCCAUUUAGUACCAAUUCUUGCGUGUGGUUGUGAAAAUUCAGCGGUUUACCUGUUUACUGAAAGAGAGUGCAAGGUUUGUUGUCUUUCAUUUGUAACGUUUUCUUAAAUGAGAAAAAGAUGCUGCCAUGUUUUAGAACUACCUGAUAGCGAUAUGUCGGUGUCUGAACUACCUGAAAAAAGACUAGAACACUUUUACUCCACAGCAGUGCUAAACUCCUGGCGAAAGGCUAUUGCUCCGUGGAAAUGUGUUCAGUAUUUUUCAUGUAGUUCAGAGACAAACCACCGGGCAGAUUGUUUGUUUAAUGUUUUUAAUAAAACAAAUAAAUUUGGCGAUUAUUUAGUUUGUUCUUUCUUUGAAACUACAUGGCCACGAAGACUGGAUACGCGACGUGAACUUCGCUCAUUUAGGUAAAUAAUGCGUUGUGUUUUACCGCAGUGAUAUUUAGGAAACAGGAGAUUAAUACAAACAUGUUUUAGUUACACACUCAGAUUCAGCACUGAGAUUCUGCAGCCUGCGCGCAGACUAUAUAAUGACAUACCGUAUUUACUCGUUUGAGCGCCGCGGCGCUCUUUAAAUUUUCAGAGCUUCAGAUGCGGUGCUCAUUCGGGGGCGGCGCUCUUUAAAAAAAAAUUUUAUUUGUGAAUUAUAACAAGAACUUUUAACAAUGAAAUAAACGUAUUAAAUGUUUUCGUCACUAAAUGUCUCCAUUUUGACGGUGGAAAGUUUUUACACUGUUUAGUGCGGCGCUCAUUCGGGAGCGGCGCUCUUUAAAAAUAUUUGAUCUCACUGAAAUGCGGCGCUUAUUCGGGGGCGGCGCUCAAUCGAGGGCGGCGCUAAAUCGAGUAAAUACGGUAUGUCAUUAUAUAGUCUGCGCGCAGGCUACAGAUGGUGGUCAACCCAUAGAGAUUAUAAAUAACACUAGAGGAGGCAUUGUAAUCUUAAUUCAGUAAAAAAAAGGGAACGCGACUAUUGGGGGGCAAAUUCAAGUCCCGGAUGUGUAUUCGUGUUCCCAUUGGUGGCGAGUUUCAAAUCAGCCAAUGAGAGCACGAUUUUAUAUCCGGGACUUGAAUUUGCCCCCCAUUAGCUGCGUUCCCAAUUUUUAAACUCGAUGCCUCCUCUAGUGUUAUUUAUAAUCUCUAUGGGUCAACCUGCAGUUAUCAGAGUGGGAAAAUAAUGUUUUGAGGAAAAGUAAAUACAAUUUCUGGCUCCUGUCAGUGUCGACAUUUCUGCAGUUGGCCACCAUCUGAUGCUGUCGCUUAACGCUUACUGAAAUCCACCAAUCACAUUUCCAGAUGAUGAUGACGUAAUGUUAGCGAGUUGUUCCCAGGAUAAUUUCAUCCGAGUGUGGCGUAUAACUAAAGUCACUGAUCUCGUAGACGAGUCUGGAGUGAUUGAUGAGAACAUGAAAAGUCUAGAGUUAACUUCAAAUAAGUUUUCUGUAAUAUCGGAAGGUGAGCGAUAAUAUUUGAGGAAAUUAAGUCCCAUUCACACUAUACGCUCAAUUUUGAUACCAUUUUUAUCCAUGUUCGGAUUUAUCCAUUUUUAUCCAUGUUCGUUUUGAUUUUUUCUUUGUGUGUGAAGAUGUGUCGUUGAAUUACUCGGCUGUCCUGGAAACGAUUUUAUCAGGACAUGAAGGAUGGAUUUAUAGUGUCUGUUGGCACCCUAGAAUCCGCCAAGGUAAAACAUUACUGCGUUUAGUUGCUUUAUAUUCUUUCCAUGGUUUGUUUUGCGUGUAGUAUUUAGUCGAAUGAUGAUUUUAACUUUCAGACAACAAGUUUCAUCAACCGUUAUGCUUAAUGUCGUCAUCCAUGGACAAGACAAUUGUGAUUUGGAGGUUUCAUAGCGAGGCUGGAGUGUGGAUGGAUGACGUAAGUAGCUUCAUAAAAAUAAACCUACAGGUUCACUCAAGACGUCCAAAAUGUUUCCUCUUUCUCACGAUGAUGAGAACCACGGUAAAUCUUCGUUGUAGGUGCGUGUUGGUGAGGUGGGAGGAAACACUCUGGGCUUUUAUGGUGGGGUAUUUAACCCGACCGGUGAGAAGAUCUUAGCUCAUAGCUACCAAGGCUCUUUGCACAUGUGGAGGAAAAGCGAGAGUUCAGUAAGUUUGAUAUAUGUGCUGUUCAUAUAGGUAAUGUUCUGUUCGUCUUACAAUGUUGUUUUGUUCAGGAGUCGUGUUCAUGGGAAUCAGUGUCGACUGUCAGUGGUCAUUUUGCUCCUGUUCAGGUUGGGUGAAGAUUUCUAACAAACGUUAAAAAUCAUACAGAAAUACUCUUGCUUUAAAAUAUAAAAGUGGAGAAUAUCUCGUGUGUCUAAUACUUGAUGUAAAUACUUGAUUCAGGAUAUUGCUUGGGAUCCGGAGGGUGGAGAAUUUCUGAUAUCCCUGAGUUCUGAUCAAACAACCAGGAUUCAUGCGCCGUGGAGAAGGUCUGGGUACAAGGUAGGUAGACACACGUGACGAGCCAGAUGACAUCCUCGGUCAGCCGUGAGGCCUUGGGACCGAGGAUGGCCAGAUGAUGAUGGUCAGCUUCAAAAUUGAUCACUACUACAUAGAAUGAAAAGAAUCAUUAUUUUCUCACUUUGGAAACUGCAGGUUGACCAUCAUCUGCUGCACGAUAGUGCUUAGUGAGACUCGCUAGUCCAGCGCGUUCAAUAUUAUUAUUUUUCUGCUAGACAACAUGGCAUGAGAUCGCUCGUCCCCAGGUCCACGGCUACAAUAUGCAAUGUCUGGCGAUGAUCUCAAGAUAUAGUUUCGCAUCUGGAGCAGAUGAAAAGGUAAACAUUGUACUGUUUUUCUCCCCAUUUUUUUCUUUGUACCAAAAAAUGAGGUGAUAAUGACACAGUGGUUAAUUUUGACUCUGCCAAAGCCAAAGGCGACAGGAAACAGGUUUCUUCCUGUAGUAACGCUAGACCGUAAAGAAAUGAACAAGCAGAGCAAUACUGAUAGAGAUAUCCACGCAGCAUAAAUGAAGUUAGUUCGAAUUUAAAAUAAUUUUAUUUUUAUUUUGUGAAGGUCAUUCGUUUGUUUGAAGCUCCCAGAAGUUUUGUGGACAUGUUUGCUUUCCUAUCUCAGAUUUCUGAUGAAAAUGUA
This is a messenger RNA of Paramuricea clavata, 5855 nucleotides long. NCBI's taxonomy places the organism in Eukaryota, Metazoa, Cnidaria, Anthozoa, Malacalcyonacea, Plexauridae. The record is from the annotation of a GenBank genome assembly.